This is a messenger RNA of Aspergillus calidoustus, 2394 nucleotides long. The record is from the annotation of a GenBank genome assembly. NCBI's taxonomy places the organism in Eukaryota, Fungi, Ascomycota, Eurotiomycetes, Eurotiales, Aspergillaceae.
GGGGGAGGGGGAAGCGGAGGAAAAGCAGCAGCCCCAGCGUGGCUGACAAAAACACAUCUAACCCAGGCAAGACUAGCCUGGUGGGCAUUGCUUUUUGCAAAGAGUUUGGCGUCGACUGGGCAAAUGAGUCGCAGCAAGCGCGCCCGAGGCAUAUCUUGCGCAGCCUCCGCAAUAUGAACCGCCCUCGUUCCUCCAGAAUACGAACGCACCACGUUGGGAUGCCCAACCGUGGGACUCAACAUGGCUUCGCGCAACAGCAUCGACGACGAUGGGAUUGACCUUCAAGAUCUCGAUUGGUUCCCGCAGGCUCGCGAUCGACAGCUGUCGACUACUUUGGGCGAGACCCUGCGCGUGCCCACUGCAACCUCCGCCAGUCCCCAGCCAAGGUCAAUGCGAUCGAGCUCGCCCGGGUUUCCAGAUAGUCUUUCGGCCGUGCAGGAUGAGAUGGAUGGGGAGGCUAUGGGGAACACGACGAUCGUGAUCCCCAACCAUGAAAAGGACCGCACCGUGAAUCGACGGCUCCGCGGAAUCCACGUUUUUAUGAUCACGAUCAGUGGGGUCCUUGGGGCCGGGUUAUACAUUCGAAGUGGGACAGUUUUGCGUGUCGGAGGCCCUGGGGCAGUUUUGAUCGCCUUUACGGUGAUGGGUUUGCUGGCGUGGAUGGUGAUGCAGUGCAUUGGCGAGCUGCUUGCGCUAUGGCCAAUAUCGGGCGCACUGGUCGAAUUUGUCGCCAAAUUCGUUGAUGAGGAUUUGGGGACAGCCGUGGGAAUCGCAUACUGGUUCACUUACUCGAUAAACUUCGCGGCGCUGAUUGUGGCGGCGGCGGGAGUGCUGGAAUACUGGGGGCCCGGCAAGGCGAUCCAGGGAACCAUCAUGUUCUUCGUGGUCCCACUGUUCCUGGUCCUUUUCAAUAGCUUCGGAGUUCAUAUUUAUGGCUUGACCGAGGUGAUCGGUGGAUCGAUUAAGAUCCUGGGCGUGUUUAUUGUGAUUGUGUGUAUGAUCGCGAUCAACCUUGGAGCCGGGGCGGGCCCUCAUAUCGGAACGACAUAUUACAAGCACGAUCCCAUGUUCCCCUUCCACGAAGAUGCGGUCGACAACUGGGCUUCGGCUUUAUUUUACGCAUUCUCUAUCGCCGCAUUCGCAUACGUCGGUGUCGAUAUUACCGCCGCUACUGCGCUCGAGGCACGACCUGACCGCAGGCGGCCGUCGUCACGAGAUACUGAGCCUCAGAUCAAAGGCCCGUGGCCGUACAUAUCCGUACGCUUCGUCGCAACCUGGACGAGCUUCUUGGUCUGGAUCAUCUACUUCAUCGCCGGCUUCCUAAUGAGCCUGAACGUCAGAUGGGACGAUCCAAAUCUCCCGGUACUGUCCUGGCUCGGCUCGCCAAGAGCGCCAGAGAAUGACGACGACGCAAAGAAGUAUAGCACAGACUCUGGCUUUGUGAUCAGUGCGGCAAUGUCGGAAAUUCCAGGACUCGCCGGAAUGUUCACCGCGGUCAUCUUUGUCACCGCCGUGUUUUCUGCGAACACAAACCUCUAUGUCGCCUCGCGAACACUCUUCGGUUUGACCCGCCGGCUGCAGGAUUCAGAAUGGCGCCUUUUUGCGUUCUUCGGCAAAACGAAUAACUAUCAAGUGCCAGUCCGCGCAAUGUUGCUAUCGUGCUUCUUCAUGUGGGUUCCGUUUUUGUAUCUUUCUCGCGACAAUUCGCCGGACACCACAAUUUCGAGUCUCCUUGAAGUUCUCUCCCAAAUGGGCUCCGUUAGCUGCAUCAUCGUAUGGGCCUGCGAAUGCUGGGCAUUUAUUCGCUUCUAUAAAUGCAUGUACCUCCACCGCAACGACCUCAACGCGUCCCCGCAAUUUGUCCGUCUCCGCCGCUUUUCGAACCCCGGCGCGGAAGACCACUAUCCGUGGCGCUCUCACGGGCAGCCCGUAACUAUGUACCUGGCGCUAUUCGGAUGUCUGUUCGUGCUAGCAGUCGCGGACGGAGCAUCGCUGUGGCAUAACUGGGCGGCGCCAAGGUUCCUCUCUGCCUAUUUAUCUAUAUUAUGCUUCAUCCCCCUGUGGCUCGGCCUGAAAUACUACAACAACUGGGGCAAUGUCGAGUGGAAGCUCGAGGACCUGUCUAACUUCAACAUCGUCGAGCAGAAACUCCGCGAGCUCGAUGAGAUCCAUGAUCUUGCUACGGCGCGGGACACGGAUGUUCGGGAGCGUGGGUGGGGGAAUUUGUGGGGCGUUAUGUGACCUCUCUCCGCUUAUCUUUUCUCAGCCUCCGUCCAGUGUGAUUUAAGUUCUUUACGAAGUUCACGAUAUGAGCUCCUGGGUUAGAGCAUGGAGAUAGACACCUCGUACAUAAUGUAUUAUAUAUGGUAUAUAAUCCAGACAUGCCUCUCCUGA